Juglans regia (Persian walnut) is the source of this 2006-nucleotide messenger RNA. RefSeq names its product G-type lectin S-receptor-like serine/threonine-protein kinase LECRK1. Gene Ontology annotation, biological process: recognition of pollen. The transcript has 2 exons. The record is from RefSeq and is a predicted model, not a curated record. Bases 111 to 1625 code for a protein of 504 amino acids. Lineage: Eukaryota; Viridiplantae; Streptophyta; Magnoliopsida; Fagales; Juglandaceae.
CUGCUAUGUAUUCCUUCUUUGUUUUUAUAAGACUUUUCCCUCCACAGUCACCAUUUAACUCAGACCUAUAAAUUCAAUGUCUGGUUCUUGUUUUACUGUUUUUCCUUUCCAUGUCUUCAAAACGGACACGCGUUUCAAUACAGAUAGCUAAAGAGAAGGCACGGAUCAUCAACUUCCACUAUUAUCCAGAGCAAGAAAAACGCAGUGAGAACAAUUCCGUGACGAUGGCAACCAUCUGGCCUCUUCUUCUUCUUCUCUUCUCAGUAAUUUCCACUUCAGAAGCUCAACAAGCUGAGCGAUCCUUUGUCAGGGCAGGCUCUUUGUUAACACCUACGGGUACCAACUCAUCAUGGCUAUCACGUUCCGGUCUAUAUGCCUUUGGGUUCUACGAGCAGGGCAACGGCUAUGCUGUAGGAAUAUUUAUUGCCGGGAUCCGACAGAAGACUGUGGUCUGGACAGCCAACAGAGACAAUCCUCCAGUUCCUGGUGAUGUUAAAUUGAACUUCACAAGCAAUGGACGGCUGGUUCUGCAGACGGCACAAGGCAUGGAGACGGGAAUCGCCGGUAAUACCGAAGGUGCAGCAGCGGCAUCAAUGUUGGAUUCCGGCAACUUUGUUCUCUAUAAUUCAGAUAACAGUACAAUAUGGCAGAGUUUCGACAAACCAACCGACACCUUCUUACCAGGUCAGAAACUCACAACCGAUGAAGUGAUGUUUCCCAGUUAUUCGGCCGCCAACCAAUCAACGGGCAUAUUUUGUCUCAUAAUGCAACAAGAUGGAUGGCUGGCGAUGUACCCGGUUGGAACCCCAUUCACAAUUGAGUAUGGUUAUUGGGGAGCUGGUGUUUCUGGAGAAGGAACUGAUGUGACACUGAAUUUUGAUGCUGAUGGUCGCCUCUACUUGCUCAAUGGCACCGGCAUAUCAAUAGUGAACAUUACAGCGGGAAAUCCAACAAAAGGUGUAAUCUACCGUUUGACACUUGACCCUGACGGGAUCUUGCGUCAUUACUCACACAACAUGGAUCAGAAUGGUGUUUGGAAUGUCACAUGGUCAGGUCCAAAAGACGUGUGUGACCCUAAGGGUCUCUGUGGCAUCAAUGCAUUUUGCGAUCAAGAUGCUGGUUGCGAAUGUCUACCCGGAUUCAAACGUGUUAACCAAGACAGUUGGGCUUCAGGCUGUGAAAGAAAUUUCGAUUCUAAAAGUUGCAAAAGCAACGAGGCAGUUACUGGAUAUACCAUGGAAGCAGAGCUUCAUACCGAAUGGCAUAAUGAUAGCUAUUCUAUCCUAACAUCUUCAACCCAAGACGCCUGUGGAGAAGCAUGUUUGGGGGACUGUAACUGUGAAGCUGCGCUUUACAAAGACGGGGAAUGCAGAAAACAAAGGCUUCCUUUGAAAUUUGGAAGAAGAACACAGGGUGAAUCGAGCUUAGCCCUCAUCAAGGUAGGUACGUCUCCAAUCUCUCCGGAUCCAAGAGUGCCGAAAGAGAGCAAAAAGAAGAAUCGAGUGGACAUUCUGAUUAUUGGCGUUUCAUUGCUUUCAUUUGCAUGCAUUAUCUUGGCAAUUUCUGGAAUUUUAUUUUACAAAUAUCGUGUUUGGCUGUAUAGAAACAUAUCUAACGCUCUUUGAUAUUCCAAAACAUAUCUGACAAACAAGGAACAAUUUGCCUUGAGUGAGAAUGUUGCUCCAAAAUCAUUUAGUUAUGGAGAACUUGAGAUUUGUUUGAGGUGUCGUCGAAUACAAAAUCAAAACAACGAGUAGUCAUUUGUUAUCCUGAAAACAAGUAGCUGAUGAUUUCCAGGAAGUGCCCGAAAAAGGAGGAUCUGGCCGUCAAAAACUUGUAAUUUGGUGCAUCCAAUAUGCUUUGUUUCUUUCUAACUAUUGUUACAACUAUCUGUAUGCCCAUUGCUUAAUAGAUGUUUUCCUUUCUUAAUGUAUUGUAUGUUGGUACAAAGAGGGAUAUAAAAGAAGAGAAUAGUGAAUGAAAAGAGUUUGUUUCGAGAUGCGUUA